Messenger RNA from Acipenser ruthenus (sterlet), 591 nucleotides. RefSeq names its product histone-lysine N-methyltransferase, H3 lysine-79 specific-like. The record is from RefSeq and is a predicted model, not a curated record. Lineage: Eukaryota; Metazoa; Chordata; Actinopteri; Acipenseriformes; Acipenseridae. The annotation marks the transcript as partial. The transcript is spliced from 2 exons.
AUGAGUGAGAAAGAGGUGAAUGAGAGAGAAAGAGAGGAACGAGAGAGAAAGAGGAGAGUCAGAGAGAAAGAGAGGAACGAGAGAGAAAGAGGGGAACGAGAGAGAAAGAGGGGAAAAGAGGGGAGUGAUAGAGAAAGAGAGGAACGAGAGAGAGAAAGAGGGGAACGAGAGAGAAAGAGGAACGAGAGAGAAAGAGAGGAACGAGAGAGAGAAAGAGGGGAACGAGAGAGAAAGAGGGGAACGAGAGAGAAAGAGAGGAACGAGAGAGAAAGAGAGGAACGAGAGAGAAAGAGAGGAACGAGAGAGAAAGAGGGGAGUGAUAGAGAAAGAGAGGAACGAGAGAGAAAGAGGGGAACGAGAGAGAAAGAGGGGAGUGAUAGAGAAAGAGAGGAACGAGAGAGAAAGAGGGGAACGAGAGAGAAAGAGGGGAGUGAUAGAGAAAGAGAGGAACGAGAGAGAGAAAGAGGGGAACGAGAGAGAAAGAGGAACGAGAGAGAAAGAGAGGAACGAGAGAGAGAAAGAGGGGAACGAGAGAGAGAAAGAGAGGAACGAGAGAGAAAGAGAGGAACGAGAGAUAAAGAGAGGAACGAG